AUGCCCCCUAUCGUCCCACCUGCACCGGCUGGCUUAAUUCCCAGUCCAUUCCCUCCAGAGGACCCUCCUACUGCCCGCGACGUUGCGAAGGCGGCCCACUUCGAGAUGGUCUGUACGGCUGCUUUUGCCAUUCAAUACAAGCAUGCUGUCACAACUGCCGCGAACCUGGAACACGCAAUUGGACCACUUCGCAAUGACAUCAUGAGCAUUCGCAAUGAUAUUACGAACAUGCAGGCCGAUAUCCAAGCCAGCCAACAACGACAAGCAGAUGCGCAACGAUGUGCAGCACGUGCGUACAAUCGGCAGGUUCAGCUGGGUGAUCAUAGUCCAUUCGAAGAAGUGCCCUGGAAAGAUGGAACCUACCCAUGGGGAUACAUGUUGAAUAACCAACCCCUGCCUAAAUUGACCUCAGCCGAGGUGGUACGCGCUUUGGACAACCGGCAAUCUCAAAAGUACUACUCAGGGUACUACCCUGGGGUGAAUGUUCCGGAUGAUCGCAAUGAGCGCGACAAAGCCACCCUGAUCGCAAUCGGUGUUCCAGCCAGGAUCGCUGGGAUGGCAGUCGAGCGAGACGGACGACGAGAAACGGAGAAGCAGGGAGCGACUUGUCUCGUACCCAUCCCCUGUUGGAACAACCGGUGCGACGGCGCGGCGAGCGCGUUUGUCCACAGCGAUGCCCGUAAGGGACAAUCGCGUGCGGGAGGGAGGGGGGUAUCCGUCACGCCCUGGCGCUUAACGCGCCUGCAGCGUGUCUUGCCUGCGACACAUAGUAUGGCUCCCGCUAUGUCCACUCUUGCCGAGUUCUCGUAUGGUCUUUCGACGCUCUUGGCAUCCAUCCUCAAGAAAGCCUGUGAGGAAGCAGCAAAAACGCACCAGUAUCUGCAGAGACAGAAGCCCCGAGUGGUCGUCAAAGAUAUCGCUGCCCAAGUCCGAAGCUGGCGGGGAGUCCAGGUCGGAGUCAGAAUCGUCAACGACACUGCGUAG
This is a messenger RNA of Postia placenta MAD-698-R-SB12, 984 nucleotides long. RefSeq lists its product as hypothetical. The record is from RefSeq and is a predicted model, not a curated record. NCBI's taxonomy places the organism in Eukaryota, Fungi, Basidiomycota, Agaricomycetes, Polyporales, Adustoporiaceae. The coding region runs from base 1 to 984 and encodes 327 amino acids. The transcript has 7 exons.